AUGUCCAUCCUCAGACUUCAAGCUUCCCGAUUACUCAGACCUGCUACUGGCCCCGCUGCUUCGGCUAGGGUGUGGAGCAGAGGAUACGCUGCGAGCGUACACGGAAAUGAUCCCAAGAUCAUCGAAGAGGAGAAACAACGAAAUCUCAAAGGUCAACAAGAUUCAUCUUCUCCUCAUAAGAACCAUGCUCCUGGAUGGAACGAACAUCUCGCUUCAAACUCCGAAGCUGCUGUCAAGGCCGACCAAGCUGGACCAACUGGAAAACCAGGUAAAGAUCUCCAAGACGCUACUGUUUCCCAAACCCACAAGAGACACCACGAGGAAUCAUCAUCAUUCAGCAAGACUACCGAAAGUGAAGAUGAUGUAAGAGCUGAUGCAGGUCCAAAACCAAGAGGAUAA
Molecule: messenger RNA, 399 nt
Organism: Kwoniella botswanensis
Lineage: Eukaryota; Fungi; Basidiomycota; Tremellomycetes; Tremellales; Cryptococcaceae
Exons: 6
Coding region: 1-399 (132 amino acids)
Source: RefSeq, a predicted model, not a curated record